Mucor mucedo is the source of this 1516-nucleotide messenger RNA. Its product is annotated as acyl transferase/acyl hydrolase/lysophospholipase. Gene Ontology annotation, molecular function: triacylglycerol lipase activity. The record is from RefSeq and is a predicted model, not a curated record. The transcript is spliced from 11 exons. The coding region runs from base 1 to 1293 and encodes 430 amino acids. Lineage: Eukaryota; Fungi; Mucoromycota; Mucoromycetes; Mucorales; Mucoraceae. Gene Ontology annotation, biological process: lipid metabolic process.
AUGACUUACCUUUUACGAGGAGGAUUAUUAAGAAACUUUGGCGGUAUUUGUGAUCGUAAAUUAUUCUCUCACUCUUAUCUUGGCACUAAAAAGUUGAUCGAAGACUACAUGGAUGAAGUCGUAACACAGAUCGAACAUAUUGAAUCUACAUCCGAUUUCGAUGCACAAGCCAAAAUCAAAUUCUUUAGUGAUACUCGACAGAGUUUUGGUUGUUCUGCAUUAGUACUUCAAGGUGGUACCGCUCUAGCCUUGUAUCAUAUCGGCGUAGUUAAGGCAUUAAACGAACAAGGCCUUUUACCUCGUAUCAUUAGUGGUACUGCUAUUGGUGCCAUGAUUGCUGCCUUGAUUUGUAUUCAUACCGAUGAGGAAUUACCCUAUAUUUUACAGCCGGAUGGUAUCAAUUUAACCGCCUUUUCAAACAAGGGACAAAAAGGGCAAAGACGUAUCACUCGAUUUAUGAAAUACGGUUAUCUUAUGGACAUGAAGGUGUUACAAGAAUGUGUCAGAGCAAACGUAGGCGAUUUGACAUUCGAGGAAGCUUAUGCUAAAUCAAAACGUGUAUUAAAUAUCAGUGUCUCAUCCAGUCGUACACAAGAAGUACCUCAAUUAUUAAAUUAUCUCACAGCUCCCAACGUUCUUAUUUGGAGUGCCGCCUGUUGUUCCACAGCCUCUGUAGGUUUAUUCGGUAGUUGCGAUCUCAUGGCCAAGGAUAAAAACGGCAAGAUUGUAAAAUGGAUUUCUUCCGCUGUGAAAUGGAACCAUUGGUCAGAAACCACACCAGCUGAAAGUGAUGCCCCCUUGUACAGACUCUCUGAAUUGUUUAAUGUCAACCAUUUUAUUGUGUCACAAGCAAGUAUUUAUGCUAUCCCUUUUAUUGCCAAAGCACAAAACUUGCAACAUGAAUCUUUGUUGCAUAAGUUUGCUUAUAUCCUUGCUUCCGAGUUUAAACAUCGUUUAUAUCAGUUGGAUCAAUUGCAUAUUUUACCUCAUAUCUUUCGUGGUGUCAUUGAAGAAAAAAUGUCGGGUAAUGUCAAUAUCGUGCCUGAAAUCGCUUUUUCCGAUUUCAAUAUCUUGUUUUCAAAUCCCUCACACAAAUCUUUGGCCUACUGGAUUUUGCAUGGUGAAAGAUCCGUUUGGCCAUUAAUGGCAUGUAUUCGAACACGUUGUAUGAUUGAACUCGCUCUUGACAGAGCCGUGUUAAGAUUAAAAGCCAUGAAUGUAGAGCGUGAGCCUGUGGUUGUACGUAGUCGAUUUAUGGUUGAGAAUAAGCAGCGUGCCAAAUCCAUGCAUUAGUUUUGCGAUCAAUCUAAAUGAUUGAUAAAUAAAUAAAAAAUGAGCUCAAUUUACACUGUGUGUCUUACAUUUUUCUCUACAAAAAUUGACUAUAAUGCUGCCGCCUCUUUGUGGACGACAGAAAAUGAAAGGAUGUAUAGAUGCGCUUAUUGGAAGAUUUCCAAAAACCUUUAUUUUCAAGAAAACUUUCUCAAAAUCACUAGUUACAUAUUUAAAGUUAAAA